Messenger RNA from Schistosoma mattheei, 303 nucleotides. NCBI's taxonomy places the organism in Eukaryota, Metazoa, Platyhelminthes, Trematoda, Strigeidida, Schistosomatidae. The record is from the annotation of a GenBank genome assembly.
AUGUUUUACAAAUCAAUUGAAGAAUAUAAUAUUCAAUUGAAUUGUCAAUAUUCAGUAAGCAAACUAAGAAGAUUAAAAGCCAAUCGACGAGAGCGUGCUAGAAUGCAUGCAUUGAAUAAUGCAUUAGAACAACUUAGAAUUGUUUUACCGCAUUCUUCUUGUGAAUCAAUAAAACUCAGUAAAAUUGAAACAUUAAGGCGUGCGCGUGAUUACAUCAUAUCCCUAAUUGAUUUAUUAAAUAAAUCUCCACAUACAAAUCAAUCAAUCAAUCAUAAUUCAAUAAUUGAACAAGAAUCUACGUGA